Vollenhovia emeryi is the source of this 601-nucleotide messenger RNA. Its product is annotated as glutamic acid-rich protein-like. The annotation marks the transcript as partial. The record is from RefSeq and is a predicted model, not a curated record. The transcript is spliced from 4 exons. Lineage: Eukaryota; Metazoa; Arthropoda; Insecta; Hymenoptera; Formicidae.
AUGAUGUUCCAAGCUGGCUAUUGUGACGAAUAUAACAGUUUGAGCGAUAUAAUAGCUCUAGUGAUGCUGACGCGACAUCAUUUCAAUUAUCCGGAGGAAGACGGGGACCAUCACAGGAACGAGUUCUUUGUAUCGCGAGGGAUAGACAUUCAUCCAGUCGCUGUAUUACAAAUGCUCUUGGGUCAAGAUCGCCUGAGACGUGCUCGGGAGGAGGAGGAGAAGGAGGAGGUGGGGGAAAGAGCAAGACAGAGGCGACGGCUGGAUUACGAAAAUGACGUGGAGGUGAUUGACGUGGAAGAGGAGGUGGAGGUGAUUGACCUGGAAGAGGAGGCGGAGGAGCAGAUCGCCGAUGAGGAGCAGAUCGACGACGAAGAACGAUGGAUCCGCGGUCUCGAAGAAGAAGUGGAAAACCUGGAUUGGGUGGAUGAAAUAUUUCACCCAGCAGAGGAUGACGAAGACAGCGGCUUCGAAAACGAAGACCCAAAAGACCUUAUUGAGGAACGAUGGAUCCGCGGUCUCGAAGAAGAAGUAGAAAACCUGGAUUGGGUGGAUGAAAUAUUUCACCCAGCAGAGGAUGACGAGGACAGCGGCUUCGAAAACG